This is a messenger RNA of Danio rerio (zebrafish), 1473 nucleotides long. It is a transcript of the gene maff, whose product is annotated as MAF bZIP transcription factor F. NCBI's taxonomy places the organism in Eukaryota, Metazoa, Chordata, Actinopteri, Cypriniformes, Danionidae. Gene Ontology annotation, cellular component: nucleus. Gene Ontology annotation, biological process: regulation of DNA-templated transcription. The record is from RefSeq and is marked provisional. Gene Ontology annotation, molecular function: DNA-binding transcription factor activity; sequence-specific DNA binding; DNA binding.
GGACUGAUUCCGGGAAAAAAGGCGUUUAGCUCUCCAUUCCGUCCAAACACGGCCGUGCUGCGAUAACGCGUGUCAGACGAAACACCGGACCAGCGCUGAGAAUCGUUAACUGACCCAUAUUCACCUUCGUGCGAGGUCAGCAAAGACGAGAAAUCAACAACAGGUUUCAGGGACACAUAAAACCAGACAAUGACUUCAGACGGCAGAGCUAGUAAAGCCCUCAAGGUGAAAAGGGAAUGCGGAGAGAACAUCCCCGUGCUGAGCGACAGCGAGCUCAUGUCUCUGUCAGUACGUGAACUCAACAUGCACUUACGUGGUUUGUCUCGCGAGGAGGUACAGAAGCUGAAGCAGAGGCGGCGCACGCUAAAGAACCGCGGCUACGCUGCCAGCUGCCGGGUGAAGCGCGUGUCCCAGCGCGAGGCUCUGGAGCAGCAGAAGAAGGAGCUCCAGCAGGAGGUAGAACGGCUCGGGGCAGAGAACGCCGGCAUGCGGCGUGAGCUGGAAGGCUUGGGAGCCCGUCUCGCCGCCCUUCAGCGGUUCGCCAGAGGUCUGGAGUCUGGAGGUGGCAGUUUACUGGCAACAACACCCCGUCUGAACACAGCCUCCGUCAUCACCAUAGUCAAGACCCCACAGCAGGUGCACAAUCCUAGAGAAGGAGCAUCCUAGAACAUCGCCUCACACACACAUAUUAGGUACACAGUAUGAUCGCACAGACAGACAGGACCAUGUAUACUCGCAUAUACAGGAAGUACAAAUUGGGAAAGACAGACUCGCUUAUAUGUAUACAAGUCGUAUAUUAUGUCCAAGAAUAUUCUCAGUACUGUUGUUGUGGCCUCAAAUAUAAUGACAAGUGUAUUCAUCUGCACAAAAAAGCUAUAGGUAAUAAUAGCGUUAUGCUAUUUAUUCUGCGCAUUAUUACUGUGGUGACACGUGAUCAAUAAUAGUCGUAAAACUUGUCUUUUUUAAUGAGGGACCAACAACAUUUCAGAAGCUGUUUCUCUUUUUUUUGCUGGAUUAUCUCUGUGAUUUAUGGGAGUAGAAAGUGCAGAUCUGUCGAUACAUGCAAUUGAUAUAUUUUAAUGUUUGUAUUAAUAGGACAAAUGUUCCAACAGCAGACGUGAAAGCUAUUCUAUUUGUGUUUGAAACAAAGGUAAUUUGUGCUGUGAUUGGUCUGAAUACUACUUCUAGUUUGGGGUUAUUCUUUAAUUGUUGUGUUUUGUUUGUUUGUUUGUUUUGUUUUUUUGUCAUGUGUUGGUAGGUUCGUAAUGGUAAGUUAUACAGCCCCGUUAUUUGUAAUAAGGUUCAGUAUGUGUGAGGGUCACAUUUGUACUAAUAUUAGAGCGACUUGUUUGUAGUGGUAUUUUUGUAUUUAAAACCAAGACCAUAUAUGAAUAUAUAUAUAUAUUAUUUGCUAUUUAUGAUCGAAAAAAAAAUGUAUCUGAAUAUUUUGGAAAGCUGGAAUAUAACAAAAAA